Molecule: messenger RNA, 858 nt
Organism: Talaromyces proteolyticus
Lineage: Eukaryota; Fungi; Ascomycota; Eurotiomycetes; Eurotiales; Trichocomaceae
Exons: 2
Coding region: 1-828 (275 amino acids)
Cellular component (GO): mitochondrion
Source: RefSeq, a predicted model, not a curated record
AUGAACUAUCCAGAAGCUACGAGGCAUGAUUACCGGAGCAAUACUCUCUGGCAGAAGCUAGGAGGAGACUUGACUGCAGCAACCUUCUCUGCAAUUUUAGUAUCUCCCACAGUCACAAUUAUUGACAGAGCUCUUGUCGAGAAAGCCUCCUACCACAAGCCUCUCCCUCACAGCCUACGCUCUCACGCCCUUGCUGCGCUUCAAAGCCCUAAACGGUUUAUCUUCUCUCGACCCUAUGGCUAUAACUUUACAUUAUAUGCCACUACAUACUUUGUCGCCAACGGAUCUGAAACUGUAACGAAAGAAACACACCCCUCUAUCUCUAGCACUGUUACCUUCUUAUGCACAUUACUCGUUAAUGUUCCCCUCGGCGUGUGGAAAGAUAUUAGAUUCGCACAGGCCUUCGGUAUCUCAAACCACAAUGACCCAGCACGAAAGACUCUGCUCGUACCUAGAAGGACGGGAUCAGCAGCCGCCACAGCUACAUUUCUAGUACGAGAUGCAAUAACGAUAUACGGGUCGUUUCAGCUCGCGCAUCGCUGCUCGUCUGUUAUCCCUGACAGCCUAGCCUCUCAUCCUUAUUCCAAAAUUAUACUCACACAGAUGGCCGUGCCGGUUUUAUCACAGCUGGCCGCGACGCCGUUCCAUCUCCUCGGUCUGGAUCUGUAUAACCGUCAGUAUGCAGUACCCUGGACUGACAGGUUCUCCGUGGUCUGGAGAUAUUUACCCUCGGCGACAGUCAUCCGCUGCGUGAGAAUUAUUCCCGCAUUCGGAUUCGGAAUUCUUACAAACAUGGGACUGAGGUCGUUUUUCCAUAGCUGUACGUAGUGAUGAUCAUUUCAUAUAUUCAUAGAGUAC